Molecule: messenger RNA, 5840 nt
Organism: Glossina fuscipes
Lineage: Eukaryota; Metazoa; Arthropoda; Insecta; Diptera; Glossinidae
Gene: Fs
Exons: 8
Coding region: 2316-5654 (1112 amino acids)
Biological process (GO): anatomical structure development
Molecular function (GO): collagen binding; extracellular matrix binding; protein binding
Source: RefSeq, a predicted model, not a curated record
CUCGUAGCACAUAUGAUUACUAAUGUUUGAUGAAAAUACUUAAACCUGAUGACCGAUCACCUAACAGCCCGCAAAUAACAAAAUACUUUAAAACCUUUUACUAAGUUAUUUGAGCAAAAUUCACUUUUUUACUUGAUUGUCGUGUAGCUCAGGCUUGAAAUCAAACGACUAUGUAUACAUUACAUGCGCUGACUCUCGUGAACGGAUUAGUACAAAUUGUCAUAGUAUACAUUGCCAGAGGCCAUUAGUCAACUGCAAAUAACAUAAACAUAACUAAUAUAAACCAUGGCGAAAAAAUAAUAAAUGAAAUGCCACAAAAUUUUAGAACUAAACUGUAAAGUAAAUAAGAAAAUAUUGAAAACUUACUUAAGCGGUCAACAAUUAUCGCCACGUGGAUAUGCACAUAAAUAUAUGAAAUAAACCAUCGAAGUCUCUUUCAACUGUUUUCGCAUCAAUUAUUUGACUAAAAAAAAAAAUAAAUAAAUAGCAAAUCAUUUCGUUAACAUUGCGAUGUUAAAACAAACAGAUCGGCACACGAAAUACUUUUAUCUCGCGCCAACUGUUAAACAAAAAAAAACAAAAACAAUAUUUUCGUGAGUGAGCAAAGGCAUAAAGCUGUUAAAAGUUUUGAUUGAUCUGAUGAAAGUUCUUCGGCCUUUAGCGAUCACAGCUAAGUUUCAAUUUGACAACAACAACAACAACAACAUUUCAAUAGGUUUCGAACUAAAAGAAGGCAACACGUUUUGUAAUCGGGCGCUUGGGGCGUUAACAUCUUCAUUUUAUAUCGCGACUAACACAUCUUCUUUAUAACAAAAUUUUUUCAAAAAAGGCCUGUAAAUCGAAUUCUGCUCAAGUCUAGCCCCUACAAAAAUCAUUAUAAAAUCUUUACCUUGUCACGAGGUCGACCUAAAGUUCCCCUGAUUACAAUUUUUUACAACUAAUUUUAUUUGUUGUUGUUCUCCUAUCGGUGGUGAAAUUUUUUUGAGAAAAUAUUUUUUCUCAAAAUUCAAGUUUGUUCACCAAUAUACUCUCCUUCGCAAAUGAUACAAUCGGUCGAAUGCUUCUACAAUUCAAAUCAUAUUUCAUACAAAUCGCAAGUAAUGACUUCUCUGCAUUUUUGAGGUUUUUAGAAUGUCAGGUGACUCUAGAGAACAACUUUCAAAAUUUUUUUCUCUAUAUCCAGUGUAACGACAUGUGAAACACGAAUUGGCAGCCGAAUGACAAGUUUCAUCGUAAAAUUGAUUCAUAUUACUUAACUUUGCGUUCACGCAUCUUAACUUAGCCAUGUCGAGUGUGGUUACUAUUUCGAUACUUCUCUUGUCGGCUCACAAUUUACCACUCCAAAGAAAAAAGAAAAGCCAGGCGACACGUCGGGCUUUGACAGCUGCCAAAAUAAGACGAAAAGCGGAAACUGAGUUGGAUAACUUUGCCAGAUCUCUUCAGCGAUUCCUCUUGCCGGCUUUUGAGGGAGCAAAGAUUUGCCUGUGGUGAUGCCUAGAAACGGUCUUGGCCGGCGAAGAAGAAUUGGACGCUUGGACUACCUAUAACUUGGCGACAAGUUUUCUGAAAGAUAGCUUAGGAGUACACUGGAAGAAGCAAUCUUUUCUCACACACUGUGUCUAAGAAGGAGAUACUAACCAACUAGCUGGUAACUGGUUACGUAAAAUAUGUUGUUAUAGUAAUAGCGGAGAACAUGGUACUGCCCGCCAUAUCAGAUGUCAUGAUCCUAAUAUAUCUUGAAAAAGGGUAGUCCGGUGUUGGCUAGCUGGGAUUGUAUAGUUAAUCCGAAGGAAACCGUGACUAUGUUGCGUAAAGUAACGAUAAAGGCUUUAUAGUCUAACUUUAAGCUCCACAGGGGUCAGAAGCCCACUCACUACGGCAUGAGUACCUACGGGUAGAGGUAACAGCAUUGGUAUAUUGCACAUUGGUACUUGCUUGGUGUGAGUCCUUCGGAGGGUACCGUGGUGGUUCUUGUUUCUAUCAUUCCUAAAGCGAAUAAUUAGAAAUAAUGAUAGGCCUCAACAUUCCCCAGAGUGGAUUUAUUGAGCCAUACACAAUAAACAUAUCUGAUUUCUCCAGUGUAGGUUAAGCUCCUAGCUUUUAGGGAUGGUCUAACUCUCUGGAGAGCGCCGGUUAUGAAAAAUUUACCCGCGUGUGAUCGGGCACCGUGGGAUUAAACCGACAAGGCAUUCGUCGGGCCAACAUGAUGCAAAACCAAAGUAAAUGAAUACGAUGCUAAGGAUUUAAUAAAAUAUGCACUCACUUUGAUUAGAUCAUAUACGGAUAGAGAGAGAGAGAGAGAGAGAGAGAGAGCAAUGUGCAGUGAAAUGAUAAAUUAUUACGAUUUUUCCUUUAAAAGUAUUCGAUGCAAUACGAAUAUAUUUACAUUACUUAAAUCAAAUUACAAAUACAAGCGGAGAUGUCGUAUAUUGAACAUUAAUAGUUCACGGGAGAUGAAAAACAUUUAUAGCAGUAAUAAUAUUGUGGAGCAAAGCAAACGAGUCUAUGACAUUAAAUCAAAAGUUAGCAAAUUUUUAAAAAUAUUUAUACUGAUUAUGAAUCAAUUAACAUCGAAUAGAUGGACGACGCAACUAUUAAUGCAAAUUAAAAAAAUCAUUAACAUAAAUUGCUGUCAAAAAACAAGUUAUCAUAAACGUAUGCAAAGUAUACAGGACUCUGAUGCAGAUGUCGAUAAUAUUGAUGAUGUUGAUGAUGAUGAUGAUGAUGAUGAUGAUGAUGAUGAUGAUGAUAAUGAUGAUGAUGAUGAUGAUGAUAAUGAAAUAAUUAAUCAAAAUAAUUAUGACAAAGUGUCAGCAUUCACAUCAACAACAUCGAAGUGCCAAAGACAAGCGUAUCGUAUAUCGUUAUCACAAAAAUAUAAAGAAAUUGCAACAACAAUAAUAUCGAUCACAUCAUUCCUCUCUUAUACUACGACAAAUCACUAUUGGAUGCCGAUGAUAUAUCAUUAUUUUAAAUAUAAAACAACAUCAAUUGCCACUGAUAUAUUAUACAGCACAUCUUCUAUAACGACAACGCAUAGCUGUCAAACACACGAUCUAUAUGUUAAUCUAGCGGGCACUGUUCGCACAGGCCACUGUAUUAAUAGUAACAUUUACAAAAAUAACACCUGGUCUACGCUCUUGAUGUUAUUUAUCGCUUUAUCAAUAGGAAUACACGGUACAGCAGCGGGAGCUUGUUGGCAGACAGUGCUUGACAACGGUAAAUGCAAUGAGAUCUUUUCGUUAAAUAUCAACAAAAGUGAAUGCUGCAGCGCCAAUCAAGAAUUCUCAUUUACUGACGGUGAGAUUAACAGUGUUGAAUAUUUUUUUGCAACAGCGAUUGGAGGCGGCAUGGAAUGCGCACCGUGCUUAGAGAGUUGUAGAAAUUUUAAAUGUGGGCCGAAUAAGAAAUGCGUGAAACGUAAGGGUCGACCAAAGUGUAUAUGUGCACCGGAGUGCGGAGCCAAUAAACGAAAACGAAAGCAACGAGAGCACACAAAAAAUGCGCAACGUCAGCAUCAUCGUGAACAGUCACAGUCACAGUCACAGUCACACGUAAGACAGCAAGGAAAACAUUAUAAAAAGUACGCGACCGUCGAUGAGUCCAAGGACGCUAGCCGGAGUGGAGGCGGUGGUGGUGGUGGUGGUGGUGCUGCUGCUGCUGCUGCACCGUGGAAGAUGAUGCAAAUGCAGUUGGGAAAAACCCAACGCGAUACACGUAGUUUAAGUAGCGAAAAUACAAAUAGUAAUUUAAGAGUAGAUGAUUCAGAUGUUGGUACGACAGUUGUCGUUAGCAACGAAAACCAAAGAAAAUCGCAGCAUAUAAAUCAACCGUCUAGCGAAUCGCAAAAAAUACAUGCUCACACCCACCUAUUGACCACAACAACAAUUAAGCAGCCGAUAAAUGCAAGGUCGAAGAACUUGGAAUUUCCGUUAAAUGCAAAAAAGAGCCGAUUAGUAAUUGCCAAUGUCCAGCUGGAGGCGGAAAAGCCUACCACGCGACGCUUACAAAUUCUAAGCAACGUUAGAUUAGUUCAGCAACCGCUAAAUAGACGACGUAACAGCAACAAAACGAAAUAUGAGGGCAUUGAUCCCGAUUAUGCAGAUGAUGAUGAUUAUCAAGGCGAAUAUUUGAAUCAGCAACCAAAUACCAACAACAGCAGCAGCAGCAGCAGCAGCAACAGCUAUAAGGAGAAAAACAACAAAAGGCGAAACGACAAAAGCAAACAUGGUAACGAUGGUAACGAUUAUGCAAGAAAAUCGUCGUCAAACCAGUCUGUGUCUAGACAUAAGCUAAAAGCUAACAUUCAUAAAAACAGUAAUAAUAGAAUUCAUGUUAACAACAAUGGCCGAACUGGACAAUUUCAUCUGAUUGGACGGCACAUUGAGGAUGAUCAACAUCGCUUUAUAGCUAGAAAACAUAAACAACACCAUAAGCAACACUCUAAUCUCACGAAGCAACAAAAUAAGCACACCUCCCGUAAUGAAGACAACGAAAGUAAAACAAAUUUUCAAACUGCUCUUAAUCCUUCAAACACUUGCAGAACGUUAAAAGCAACAAUAUUAUCAUCAACAGACAUAUCAACGUCCUCGUCAUCGUCAUCGUCAUCGUCAUCGUCAUCAAGGAAAACGACAACAUUACCUGCUUUGUCAUCUGCAUUAGCAUCAGCAACGCCCGCGAACAUCACUGCAUCAACUAAUGUUGCUAUUGGCGAUAAUAUCUUCAUCAAUCACGGAAGUGAAAUUGGUACGUCAUCAAUAUUAUUGCCGUCGUCAAUAGCUACAACCAGCACAUCUAGACUAUCUGCUUCGCAAUCUACUUCGAUAAAUUUGUCUACAGAAGCUACUUACAAAACUAAAGGUAUCUCUAUUUAUAACAAUGACGAUGGCAAAAUUAUUGACGACACGGUACCGUUUGAUGCAAACAGUCAUUCUCGUCAACAACAACUCAAUGAUCAUCAGCUUAGCCAACACGAUAUAUCCAAACAACGACACCGUCUUACAACAACUGAGCAUGUGCGACCUUCACAUCCUGUAUGCGGAACAGAUGGACGCACCUACAAUACCGAAUGUCAGCUGAAGAAACGUGCAUGCCGUACAAAUAAUGAGAAUUUAAAAAUAGCGUAUCGUGGUCACUGUAAAACAACAUGUAACGGUGUGAAAUGCCUGAACGGUUUAACAUGUGUCGAGGAUCAGUAUACAAUUCCGCAUUGCAUUGUAUGCAAAAUCGAAUGUGCGCAGGACGAUGAUCUCGAUAGCAAUGGCAUUGAUGUAGACGCUACUCAAGCUGUAUGUGGCAUGGAUGGUAAAACGUAUAAGAGUACUUGCGAUAUAAAUCGCAUGGUUUGUAAAGUUGGUCGAAGCAUUGGUGUUGCAUACCCGGGACCAUGUCGUGACGAUCAGGUUACUUGUGACGAUGUUAGCUGCGGUCCAAAGCAGGUAUGCCUUAAGGAUUUGCUAACGCAUAAACCUAGAUGUUCAUCUUGCCGCUACAAGUGCUCGCGCAAACGCCAUUCAACAACACAUUAUCGUUUCGAAGAGAGCAAAAUUUGCGGAGUCAAUAAUCGAACUUAUAAUUCUUGGUGCGAAAUGCGUAAAGACUCUUGCGCAACUGGAUUCUACAUCGAUCUUAAGCAUGCCGGUGAAUGUCUUUAAGUUCAAGUCGUCUUCGCAAAACUUAAUAAAUAUUGUACAAGAUAAAUAAGCGUACGAUGGUGAUGUGAUGCGUCUGUAUUAAGCAUUAAAUAAUAAAAAAAUUAAUUCAAAUGAGUACGAGAACAUGAAGUUGUUUACAAUAAUCGAAAUAAAGAAAUUGAAGAGAUUGAAGAGAUAAAAAAAAAA